Hevea brasiliensis (rubber tree) is the source of this 2380-nucleotide messenger RNA. RefSeq lists its product as uncharacterized. The transcript has 6 exons. Lineage: Eukaryota; Viridiplantae; Streptophyta; Magnoliopsida; Malpighiales; Euphorbiaceae. Bases 1 to 2016 code for a protein of 671 amino acids. The record is from RefSeq and is a predicted model, not a curated record.
AUGGAAGAAGUGAUGGUCAAGGAAGGAUUGGAAGAAGAAAUAAUGAGUAAGAUGUUACUCCAUCAACUAGAGUCCCUAGAGCUCAUGGAUCUUCCAAAACUCACGCGAUUCUGCACAAGUAAUUUAGUUGAAUGUCCUGUCUUGAAAGAGCUGCGCAUACAAAAUUGCCCUCAAAUGAGGACCUUUGUCUCCAAUUAUACGACUUCAAAUAUGGCAUCCAGCAGUGAACUUGACAUUAUAAAUUCUGCUCUCUUCGAUGAAAAGGUUGCAUUCCCCAACUUGGAGCAAUUGGAGAUUCACAACAUGGAUAAUUUGAAGAUGAUAUGGCACAAUGAACUCCAUUCAGAUUCCUUUUGCAAAAUAAACGAACUUACUGUGGAAAACUGUGAAGAACUAAUUAAAAUUUUUCCAUCCACGUUGUUGAGAGGCCUCCGGAAUCUUCAAAGUCUGGUCAUAUGUGAAUGUAAUUUACUGCAAGAGGUGUUUGAUCUCCAAGAGCUAAUAAAAAUGAAAGAAUCAGUAGCCAUUCAAUUGAGAACUCUAGACAUACGCGGCCUUCCAAAGUUGAAGCAUGUAUGGAAUGAGGAUCCUGUGGGACUUGUCUUGUUUGAUAACCUAAGUUCAGUGCGUGUUAGGGAUUGUCCAAAUCUAAAAAUUAUUUUCCCAGCUUCAAUAGCUAAAAAUCUGCCACAACUCAAAACACUGGAUAUAGACAGUUCUGGGGUGGAGGAAAUUGUUCAGAAUCUGAAUUGGGUAGAAACAAAUAUGGAGAACCAACCUAUGAUUAAAGCUCUGCAGCCACAUUUCUCCUUUAGAAAGGUAUCUUUUCCUAAUUUGACUAUCCUGAUUGUGGAUGAAUGUGAUAAUUUGAAAAAUUUAUUAUCACUCUCAAGUGUUGUGCAUUUGAAAACGCUUGAGAUACGCAAUUGUAAGAUGAUGGAAGAAGUGAUGGUCAAAGAAGGAUUGGAAGAAGAAAUAAUGAGUAAGAUGUUACUCCAUCAACUAGAGUUCCUAGUGCUCGAGAAUCUUCCAAAACUCACGCGAUUCUGCACAAGUAAUUUAGUUGAAUGUCCUGCCUUGAAACAGCUGCGCAUACAAGAUUGCCCUCAAAUGAGGACCUUUGUCUCCAAUUAUACGACUUCAAAUAUGGCAUCCAGCAGUGAACUUGACAUUAUAAAUUCUGCUCUCUUCGAUGAAAAGGUUGCAUUCCCCAACUUGGAGCAAUUGGAGAUUCUCAACAUGGAUAAUUUGAAGCAUGUAUGGAAUGAGGAUCCUCUGGGACUUGUCUUGUUUGAUAACCUAAGUUCAGUGAGGGUUUGGAAUUGUCCAAAUCUAAAAAUUUUUUUCCCAGCUUCAAUAGCUAAAAAUCUGCUACAACUCAAAAGACUGAAUAUAGCCAGUUCUGGGGUGGAGGAAAUUGUUCAGAAUCUGAACUGGGUAGAAACAAAUAUGGAGAACCAACCUAUGGUUAAAGUUCUGCAGCCACAUUUCUCCUUUAGAAAGCUAGACCAAGCUCUUCGGUCUCUUGAAGAACUUCUCGUUUGGCAAUGUGACAGUUUGAUUACUUUAGCACCAUCCUCUGCUUCUUUUCAAAAUCUGACGACUUUGGAGGUGUGGAAAUGCAAUGGAUUAGUUAGUUUGGUAACAUCGUCAACAGCAAAAAGUCUGGUACAACUCACAAAAAUGAGUAUAGAAGCAUGUGACAGAUUGAAAGAAAUAGUUGCAAAUGAGGGAAAUGAAUCGAAAGAGGAUAUCAUCUUUAGCAAAUUAGGAAAACUGGAACUUAGAUAUUUGCCAAGCCUCGUCAGUUUUUGCUCAGCAGAUCACAGCUUCAAAUUCCCCUCUUUAACAGAAGUAUUUAUGGAGAAAUGCCCCAAGAUGCAGAUUUUCUCAAAAGGAGUCUUAAGCACACCAAGACUCCUCGUUGUACAACAUGAUGAACAAGGGUGUUGGAACGGCAAUCUGAAUGACACUGUACAACAAUUGUUUGCAGAAAUGAAUGCCAAGGAAGAUUGACCCCAAUCCAUCUUGUGCUGAAGCUGAAAUAAGGCCAACGCUCUUUGUAAUUGAUUCAGAUGUAGAUUGUGGAAGGGCUUUCUUAUUCAUAUUGGGAUUAUCUGUGCAAGGUGUUGUAUCCUUCUGAGAUUUUAAAUGGUGAACGGACCAUAUUGUUCCCAUUUUAUUAUUCCUAAAAGCAGUCUGUAUUUGGUAAAGUUUGAAUUCAGAUAAUCGUGUUUAAUAUCCAUGAAUACACUAAUUAGUUAAAUUUAGUGUCUGCAUUGCCUUUACGAGAUAUUAUGUGUAUGAGGAUUGUAAGGCUAAUGGCCUAAUGUGUUUGGAUAUUGUAAAUUAGAACCAUCUUAAAGCAAAUUCGACUUCA